Molecule: messenger RNA, 270 nt
Organism: Nezara viridula (southern green stink bug)
Lineage: Eukaryota; Metazoa; Arthropoda; Insecta; Hemiptera; Pentatomidae
Source: the annotation of a GenBank genome assembly
AUGGAGGAUGGUGAUAUUCCCAAAAGAGUCUACGAAAAUAGAAUUUACCACACAAGGAUGGUGCUCCAGGAUGCUCCAGGCACCGGAAAUGGAUCGAUCUGGAUGGCGAAAGCUCCUAGAGGAAGGAAGUCAAGACCCAUCCCCGGUGAACUGGGCAGGGACCACUAUGCCCUCGAAUGUAAGGCAAUACAUCCGCGAGAAAAACAAACUACAAUUAGCAGCGGUACAAUAACUUCUCGGAGAAGAAAAAGAACCAAUAAACCUCAAUAA